AUGGCGGUGCCGGCGAGGCCCGCGGGCGAGCCGUACCCGGAGGAGACCGUGGGCGCAUUGUGGUACCGCGCGCCGGAGCUGCUGAUGGGCUUCCGGAGCUACGGGCCCGCCAUCGACAUGUGGGCGCUGGGUUGCGUCAUGGCCGAGGUGCUGACCGGCGAGCCGCUGUUCGGGGGCGCCGAGACGUCGGACGACAUGUACGCCAAGGUGCUGGAGCUGUGCGGGAUGGACACGCCGGAGCUUCAGACGAGCCUGCGGGAGCUGUCGGAGGCCGGGCAAGAGGUCUUGUGUGGUCUGCUGAGCUUCAAGGCCGAGAAGAGGCUCACCGCGGCGGAGGCGCUCAGCCACCGGUGGUUCGACGAGGAGGAUGCGCCCCUGUCCACACUUUGUUCUCAGCCGGAUCGGCGUGGUUUCAUCAGUUUCUUCUAG
This is a messenger RNA of Panicum hallii, 429 nucleotides long. RefSeq names its product putative cyclin-dependent kinase F-2. Gene Ontology annotation, molecular function: ATP binding; MAP kinase activity. Lineage: Eukaryota; Viridiplantae; Streptophyta; Magnoliopsida; Poales; Poaceae. The transcript has a single exon. Gene Ontology annotation, biological process: protein phosphorylation; intracellular signal transduction. The record is from RefSeq and is a predicted model, not a curated record. The coding region runs from base 1 to 429 and encodes 142 amino acids. Gene Ontology annotation, cellular component: cytoplasm; nucleus.